Bolinopsis microptera is the source of this 2423-nucleotide messenger RNA. RefSeq names its product MAP kinase-activated protein kinase 5-like. The coding region runs from base 96 to 1559 and encodes 487 amino acids. NCBI's taxonomy places the organism in Eukaryota, Metazoa, Ctenophora, Tentaculata, Lobata, Bolinopsidae. The record is from RefSeq and is a predicted model, not a curated record. Gene Ontology annotation, molecular function: ATP binding; mitogen-activated protein kinase binding; calcium/calmodulin-dependent protein kinase activity. Gene Ontology annotation, cellular component: cytoplasm; nucleus. The transcript is spliced from 10 exons. Gene Ontology annotation, biological process: protein autophosphorylation; peptidyl-serine phosphorylation; Ras protein signal transduction.
AUUGUUCCAUUUGACUGAUACUUUUGUAUCUAAAUUUAUCUUACCAGAACAAUUUCGCCAGUUUUAGUCUAUGGUUGAGAGACGUUUAAGGGCUGAUGGACGGCAGCCCCUGCACAGGGGAAGAUGAGUUAAAGGAUGUUGUAGCAACAGACGAUAUUGUAGACAGUUACACUAUCUCAUGGGACCAGAAACUUGGCGAGGGUCUUAGUGGAUUUGUGAGACAAUGUGUUAACAAGGAGACAGAAGAAGUGUGUGCAUUGAAAUGCUUACCAGACACUCAAGCGUCCAGACUAGAGAUAUCUCUGCAGCUGCGAGUCAGCGCUUCAUCCAAUAUCGUCAAGAUUUUAGAUGUCUUUAAAAACACGAUUCAGCUGCCGAACAGUGAAGAACCCAAGGAUAUGCUACUGGUUGUCAUGGAGAAGAUGAGUGGAGGUGAGCUGUUUGACAGGAUUUCCAAGAAGAAGAGAUUUACGGAGCGGGAAGCAUGUUGUGUUACCAAACAGAUAGCGCAAGCGUUGCAGCAUUGUCACAACAACAGUAUAGCCCACCGUGACAUUAAACCUGAGAAUCUGCUGCUCAAAGAUCACGGCCCUGACAUGAUUGUUAAACUGACCGAUUUCGGGUUUGCAAAGAUUGACCACGGUAAUCUGACCACGCCCCAUUUUACGCCUUACUACGUCUCACCGCAGAUCCUAGAGGCGUCAAAGUUCCAGAAAGCGGUAAAAGCCGGCCGAGUCCCUGAGGGCUGCACAUAUACAUAUGAUAAAAGCUGUGACAUGUGGAGUUUGGGGGUUAUUCUCUACAUCAUGCUAUGCGGCUAUCCUCCAUUCUACUCUGAAGUUCCCAGUCAGCUCUUUUCUCGGUCCAUGGAACAGAAAAUAUUGCGAGGAGAAUACGAUUUCCCGGCCAGGGAAUGGGGAAGGGUUUCCCACGAAGCUAAGACUAUCGUCGUUAGACUGUUGAACGUAGACUCUGAUCGUAGAAUGACAGUUGACGAACUGCUGAACUCAGCAUGGCUCAAUGUCGUUGAACCUAACGACAAUAUAGACCUACACGACAGUGGUAUUAUGAGGAAUCCGGACAAGUUGGACAAGUUCAAAGCAGGGCACGCAGCAACACUGCACGAUCUACGUGUACCAGAGAAGAAUGCCGAGCUUCGAUCUCGAUCAUUUCUCUGCAAUUCUACCUUUGUUGACAAAAGACGGCUCAGCACCCCGACCACUGCCUCUCCUAAGUGGGGCUAUCAACGUGUGUCGCCCCCUCCCGGCAGCAGCUGUACGGAGGCAAAGAGAGAAGAUGUGUUCUUAAGACAGCUGAGGGAUAUUGUGGGACAUCUCCUCAUGCCCCAGAAACAGAACCACGAGGAGGAGCUCUGUGUCAUGGUUCAAAACGCGUUAAAAGAGCAACCUGAGGGUUCCACCCUUCCCCGAGUAAUAGAACGGGAGACCUGGAAUAACGAAAAGUUCGGCGCGGGUCUGGAUCAUCUCAGGCUGGCCAAAUCCGUCAGCGAUAUCAUUCAAAACAUCCAACGGAACAAACGCAAGGGUAGCCCUCACUGACGACUGGCCCUGUGCUAGGGAUUCGAGAAUAAUUAAACAAAAAUCACGACAAGGAUAAUUGUUUAUGAUUAUAAUCAACUGAUGAUUAUACUAUCCGAAAAAAGAAUUUCUCAAAACAAAUGAGGAGAGAUUUGUUUUAUUAAUUUCAGUCCUUGUUUAAGGAGUUCAUUGGAGUCCGCGAAGUGUUUGCAUAAUUUGAGUACACAGUUUGAAAUGUUUAAUUUAAUUGUACAUAGAUCUAUUACUAGUAGGAACUAGGAGUUGCUGUCAUUGGUCAUAUGGCUGCACUGCUACAUGACAGCACUCAUCUCGUGAAAUGUGGAUAUACAGUUUAUUAGUGUGAAUUUUGAUCCGGUUCUUUAUGGUAGUCAAAUAUUAAUGCUUUUCAAACAAAGUUACAACGAGUUCUUCAUGUAGUGCAUCCUGGGUUUGGACAGGAUAUGCCCGUUUAAAAUAUUUCCAUCACGUAACAUUACAUAAUUCUCAAUAAAUGUAAUAGAUUUAUAGUGAUGUAAUUAGUUUAAAACUAAUUAUAUGAUUUCAAUUAAUUCAACACGAUUUUAUGGGAAGGCUUAGCUUUAUUUAAAAUGAAAAUUUAAAAUGUCAUGUUCAGGGAUAGAGUUGUAUUGUGUUUGAUCCUGGAGAACCAUCCGUUAAAUUACUUUCACAUACAAUUACAAAUCAAUUGUUUGCUAUUUGUUAUAACUAUCCAUGGUAUAUACAGAUAAGGGAAGAUAGUUUUGACUUUUGUUAAGUGUUUCUUACUGAUAUUGAUACGCUGAUGUUGGGUUAUAUUUAUAAGUAGUCUCAUGUGUAUUACAUGUUAAUAUUAUCACCUCAGUUUUAGCUGUAGUUCUUCAAUAA